AUAUGAAAGACAAUCAUUUUAUACCCCGAAGAUUACAAUGCAGCGACCUUGCAUGCAAAAACCACAGAGUCUACUUCUGUAGAGACCAUCAAGUCUAUUCCUGCAAAGGAUGUUCUAGCAAAAUGCAUUACAAAUGCCAACUUGCCAUCAUUCAAGACCUCAAAGAUCUCAGAACUGAUGUCAAAGAGGUUCAGAGACUAAUCUUGAGGUUUCAGGAGAUGGCCACAGAGAAUGGAUUGGAAGUGUAUCUUCCGAACAUUGAUAGUGUCAUCAAAGAUUUCCAGAAAGACUUGAUUGAAAUUGAAAGAAAGAUAAAUGAAGCCAUUGCUCAUGACCACCAUGAGCAAUUUGAUACUCUCAGGUCUCAAAUAAGAGAGAUACAGAAUCACAUGGCUGAUGAACAAGUCGUCAAAGAUAUUUUGUUCUUGUCCAUCACCAGAGAUGCAAGUAGAUAUGACCUCCCGAGGGCCAGUGACGAGUUCUCUUCUGCCAUCAAGAUCGAGCAAACAAUUGACGCUGUUGUCAAGCAAAAUGCUAAAUUGAUGGAGAAAAAGUUGGCAAAAAAAGCCAGAGAAAUCGAACAGCAAUGCAAAAACAGACUCUCAGAAGAGUUCAAAGAGCGCAUACAGGAGUUGCAAGCACAGAAAGAAGCUCAAGACAUUGAAAUAGAAGAGCAGAAACAAGCUACAGAGCAGGUCCUCAUGCAAGCCCAAGAUAUGCUGAAACAGAAGCAAGAAGCCUUCGCUGAGAAUCAGACCCUACAAGAUCAGAAAGCGCAACUUGAAAGAGAGUUAUCACAGAAAAUUGAAGAGAUCAAUCAAGCCAAAGAUCAAAACGAGAAAUACCAGGAGGAAAUCUCCAAAAUGAGUGAAGAAAUCAAAGAAAAUACAAGUAAUGUAAUAGAGUCUAAAGAAACAAUCAGAGAUCGCAUCAAAAGUACUCACAAAGACUUCGACCUUGAUUCAACAAAGCUUGAACUCAACAUGGAAGAAGAAAAGUCAAAGAAAUUAGUGAAAGAGAUGGAAGAGAACAAGUAUCCUCUUGGGGACAUGCACAAGCUGAAGAUUGACAGAAUGGUCAAUGAAGAUACAAUCCUCAACAAGUUUAUGACUUUCUCUGCUCCUUCCUCUCUCAAACUCUUUGUCUUCAACCGUAUCUAUCUCAGUAAUGAUGAUGGUGACAAAGCAGUGAGAAUAAAGUUCUACCUGGAAGGCCUGAAGGAGAUCCUUCCGAGAGUCACCAAGGAAGUUUACUUGGAAUGCUUGGUGGUCGAUGACACUGACCUGAGUCAAAUAGUCAAGUGGGCUUCCAAUGCAGAGAGACUGACGGCCAGGAUCCAUCAUAAAAUAAGAGCGAGUUUACAAAAUGUAAAUUCUGUACAGAAAACAAUAACUCAAUAAAAUUAGUGAUGACUGCAAGCACUUUUAUGAAUUUAGAGACAUUAUAAGAUUUCUUUAUGGAUGCAGAGGUUGAAAGCAAGAUAAUAACUUCCAAAUUACCAUAGACUUAACGAAUUAGUAAAACAGAUUUUUCAAAUAUUUAGUUUCAUUUUACUUCGAUAGAAAAUCAAAUCAAUUGAGCUUAUUUAGGAAAGAGCACAAUUUUAGAGAUUAACCAGAAUUAAAAAAAUUAACUAAAACAAAAUGUAAAUUAAACAAAUUAAAUAUUCACACUUUCAACCGAAAUAAACCCAAAAUUUCAACUUCAGCCUCUCUAGAUUUCUCCUCUCCUGGCCAAGCCAAACUCAAAUACCUCAGCUUUUAUAACUGAGGAUUUAACCCCUGGUGAAAUAUGAAAUGGAAUGAGUCUCCUGAAAAGUUCGAAAAAAUCAUAAUUGCAAUCAAGAACUCUUCUCUCAAGGACUCCCUCACCCAGGUCAAUGUACAAGGCUGAAAGAUAUCUACUUCGAAGGUUUCUGAACUACUGAGUUCGCAUGGCCUAUCUCACAUCAGUGCUAUUACUGAAGGAAA
This is a messenger RNA of Moneuplotes crassus, 1970 nucleotides long. The record is from the annotation of a GenBank genome assembly. NCBI's taxonomy places the organism in Eukaryota, Ciliophora, Spirotrichea, Euplotida, Euplotidae.